AUGCUGCGUCUCUCCGCCCGACGGCUUGUGAGCCUGUCGAGUCCAACGUCGCGGCUGCCGUCAUCACGACGGCUGCUGACAACAAGCCAUGUCCGGCCGCAGCAGCUCCCCGGUCAAGACGAGCGGACAACUCACUUUGGCUUCGAGACGAUAUCGGAAGCACAGAAGGAAGCCAGAGUUGGCGCCGUCUUCUCCUCAGUCGCCUCCUCCUACGACACCAUGAACGAUCUAAUGUCCCUGGGAAUCCACCGGCUCUGGAAAGAUUACUUCGUCCGCAGCCUCAACCCGGGCAGCCGGGACAGCGAGACAGGCUGGAGCAUUCUUGAUGUGGCUGGUGGAACGGGUGACAUUGCAUUCCGUAUGCUUGACCACGCGACGAAUGUGAACCUCGAUCUCAAAACGAGAGUGACCAUCGCGGACAUUAAUCCAGAUAUGCUGGCUGAAGGGCGAAAGAGAGCUCAGGAAACUCCGUACUGGAAUUCAGGACGACUGUCUUUUGUGCAAGGAAACGCCGAACAUAUGCCCGGUAUUGCGUCGAACUCGGUUGAUCUCUACACGGUCGCAUUUGGGAUUCGAAACUUCACCAACAAAGAUGCAGCUAUCCGCGAGGCCUUCAGAAUCCUCAAGCCCGGCGGCGUGUUUGCGUGUCUCGAGUUCAGCCAUGUCAACAGCUCGUUAUUCAAUGCUGUAUACAAGAGGUGGAGCUUCGGCGCCAUUCCUUUGAUAGGGCAGCUGGUCGCCGGAGACCGGGACAGCUACCAAUAUCUCGUGGAGAGUAUCGAACGGUUUCCUACGCAAGAAGAAUUCAAAGCCAUGAUUGAAGCUGCUGGCUUCAUUGCGCCGGGUAAAGGCUACGAGAAUCUGACAGGAGGCAUCGCAAGCAUACAUCGAGGAGUGAAGCCCCUCUGA
Cladophialophora yegresii CBS 114405 is the source of this 909-nucleotide messenger RNA. RefSeq names its product ubiquinone biosynthesis methyltransferase. The transcript has 2 exons. The coding region runs from base 1 to 909 and encodes 302 amino acids. Gene Ontology annotation, molecular function: methyltransferase activity. NCBI's taxonomy places the organism in Eukaryota, Fungi, Ascomycota, Eurotiomycetes, Chaetothyriales, Herpotrichiellaceae. Gene Ontology annotation, biological process: ubiquinone biosynthetic process. The record is from RefSeq and is a predicted model, not a curated record.